UCCGCCAAGUACGAGGACGGCCGUCCGGCGAGCGCAUCCGCGACCCCCUUCCCUCCCGCCAAAUCUCCGGCGACAAAAGGCGUCGAACGUCGCUUUCGCCCACGCCUCCACCUUAAUCGUCCUCCCUCCAUUUCGAACACAUGAACUUGGAAGGCCUCGGCUCACUCUUGCACCAGUGCUCCAAGAUCAAAGCCUAUCGCCGCGGGACGUGCCUUCAUGGCCUCGCCAUCACAUCUGGCAUGCACCCCGACACCGUCGUCUCCAACCACGUCCUCAACAUGUACGCCAAGUGCGGCGACAUCUCGCUCGCACGUCGGGUGUUCGACGGAAUGCCCGAGAGAAGCCUCGUCUCUUAUUCCGCCAUGAUCUCUGGCUGCAGCCAGGCAGGGGACCACGGGAUGGCGCUUGGGCUGUUCUCCCGAAUGGGUGUUUCCCCGAACGAGUACGUUUACGCCAGUGCCGUCAGUUCGUGCGCCGCGCUCGAGGCGCUGCUGCAAGGCCAGCAAAUUCACGCCCACUCGCUGAAGUCCGGUUACGCACCCGUUUCUUUCGUCGCCAACUCCCUGAUUUCGUUAUACAUGAAACUGGGUCGUUGUGAUGAUGCCGAGUCGGUGUAUGAUUGUGUUGCCGAACCGAAUGCCGUUACUUAUAAUACGUUAAUUGCUGGUUUUGUAGAAAAUCGUCAGACCGGAAAGGGAUUAGAAGUCUUUAAGCUAAUGCGUCAACAGGGUCUUCUUCCGGACAGGUUCACAUUUGUCGUGUUAUCAGGGAUUCCCCUCGAGUCAAAAAAUUUACAGGAGGGAAUGGCUUAUCAUUGUCUAGCAAUCAAGCUUAAACUUGACUCCUGUGCUUUCGUUGGCAACUUGAUAAUGACAAUGUAUUCCAAGUUCAGUUUGUGUGAUUCGGUGGAGAGGGCUUUUAGAGUGAUCGAAGAUAAAGACUCCAUUUCCUGGAAUGCGUUAAUGACUGCUUGUAAUCAAUGCCUUGAUUAUACAAAGAGUUUGAGAAUUUUCAAGCAGCUGAAAGUAGAGUGCACUGCACUGCCUGAUGACUUCAGUUACACCAGCGCGAUUGCCGCUUGUGCAGAGCUUGCUUCACUUCAUCAUGGCAAACAGAUUCAUGCUCAUCUGAUUAGAACAAAGCUGUCAUGGGAUGUUGGAGUUGGUAAUGCCCUUGUCAAUCUGUAUGCUAAAUGUGGUUCUCUGGAAUAUGCUUGUAGGGUAUUUUGGAGGAUGCUCUCCCGGAAUCUUGUUUCAUGGAAUACCAUGAUAUCUGUAUAUGGAAACCAUGGGCUCGGAGGGAGAGCCAUUGAAAUAUUUGAGCAGAUGCUUGCAAUGGGAGUAAGACCAGAUUCUAUAACAUUUGUAGGACUCUUGAUAGCUUGCAACCAUGCUGGGCUAGUGGACAAAGGGUUAACUUACUUUAACAUUAUGAUACAGCAGUACGGAAUUUCCCCUGAUUUAGAACAUUUCUCUUGCCUCAUUGACAUGUUGGGCCGGGCCGGGAGAUUACACGAGGCAGAAGAGCUAAUCAGUGAAUAUGAUUUUGGGCAUGAUCCGGUCAUAUCAGGAAGCUUGCUUUCUGCAUGCCGGCUGCAUGGGAAUGUUGAUAUUGCGGAACGUCUAGCAAAAAGGCUUUUGAAACUCCAGCCUCUGUCAACGUCACCAUAUGUACUGUUGUCAAACUUGUAUGCUUCAGGUAGGGCAUGGGGUGAUGUUGCCGAAGCAAGGAAGUUGUUGAAAGUCAGUGGACUGAAGAAAGAGCCGGGUCAUAGUUUGAUUGAGGCUAACGGGACACUGAGAAAAUUUACUAAAGGAAAUUUUUCUCAUGCACAGGAAGAUGAGAUGAAGGAUCUACUACAAAACUUAGAUUGGGCAAUGGGCGACAUUUAUUCAUGCCAAACCAACGUAUUGGUCUCAUGAGGUGCAUCUAUUCCUUUUGUUUUUGCAUCUGUACCAUAGCACUGAGAGUUGCCUUCUCAAUAUUCCUCUGGACGCGAAUUUUGAGGGAGCCUUUUGGAGCACUUGGAUUAUCAUUGGAAAUUAAUGGUUCCAGCAGUCUUCAGAAAUUUGGAAUAACGGCCUUAGGAAACCAGUGAUAAGUCUGGUGGCAUUGGUGAAGAACAAGAUGAAGAGAAGGGAGAGGAUGGGGGACUGACAGGCCUCUGGAUUUGUGGAUUUAGACUUCUGCUUCUUCAGCUUGGGAAAGUUAAGUUCACAAAGCACCUCGAGAAGUACUGGAGAAAACAACCACAAAGUUCUCUUCUUGUGUGGAGUAUAUAUAGGAACUCUGUUUUUGCAUUAUGCUCUAAGAAAUGUUGGUGGAUCAAUUCAUUUCAGAGCUGGAGCACCUGAAAGUUCUGGGUUUUUGUGUAUUGCAGCAAAGGAAGGAGUAUCGAUAAACUGAGAUAUUUACAUAGCCCUUAACAGACCACUAAUCAGGAAAGAAUUGCUGGUCAAGGCACUCCAUCACGAUCAGUGGCUUCUAUCUUUAUGAGGAGAGCGUGCACAGCUUCAGAGAUAUUUUUUAAGCACCACUGGGUGAAGUCUUUGGAUCGAAAGUGAAGCUGGUGAGGAAUCUCCUCUGUAACAUGGGUCAUCAAGGCAGCCAUCUUUUGUAUGGUCUCAUAAUUGCAUUGUGGUAUGUCAAUUGAUUAUACAUUUCCAUUUGUAUCUGCGAUUUCUAAUAGAAGUGUCGUCCUAUUCACCACUGGUUAACAGAAUAUCUGACUCCAAGCUGUGGAACACGUGUAGAGGGUGUCCUGUUGCAUUACAUAUAUUGUUAUUGGACGGGGAGGAUGUACAUAAAAUGGCAUCAGUCAGUUCAAGCUUUGAACCUAUAUCUUGACUAUGACAUGAAUGCAUUCUGAAGAACAUCAUGUUUUGGUGUCUGGAAGGUGAAGAACAUAUGGUAAAGAGUACCCUAUCAAAGGAGUUGUUUGGAAAUGAGAUGUGGGGAAGAAAUUCCUCACAACCGAUAGUCACGAUUUGUACAGUCAAAAGGAUGAUGAAAAACCUACUCUUCUUUUACCAAUUUCUGCAACUGCAUGACAUGGAAAAACUGCAACCGACAAAUUAACAGUAUAUUGAUUGGGCAUCCCUCAUGGAUCAA
This is a messenger RNA of Eucalyptus grandis, 3111 nucleotides long. Its product is annotated as pentatricopeptide repeat-containing protein At4g33170. Gene Ontology annotation, biological process: RNA modification. The transcript is spliced from 5 exons. The record is from RefSeq and is a predicted model, not a curated record. Lineage: Eukaryota; Viridiplantae; Streptophyta; Magnoliopsida; Myrtales; Myrtaceae. Bases 141 to 1922 code for a protein of 593 amino acids. Gene Ontology annotation, molecular function: protein binding; RNA binding.